Molecule: messenger RNA, 6478 nt
Organism: Amphibalanus amphitrite
Lineage: Eukaryota; Metazoa; Arthropoda; Thecostraca; Balanomorpha; Balanidae
Exons: 8
Coding region: 517-5298 (1593 amino acids)
Source: RefSeq, a predicted model, not a curated record
AGCGCUGGCUCAGUGUCGCUCAGGUGUGUGGUGUGGCGGGCCGGACCGCGCGCUCCAGGGGCUGCUGCCACAGCGCCGGGCGCAGCGUCCAGCCAGCGCGGCUGUGUCGAGGCGAGUUUGGCGGCAGUGCCGCGCUGUGGUACUGUGGUGAGCGAGUCGGAGCUCGGUGGUUGUGUCUGUCUGUGUGGAGAGCUGGUGACCUCAUGCGGAGAGGCUGCCGUCCAGCUGUCGAGCUGGAGAGGAGUAUCGCAGAGCUGCGGCUCUGAACGUGUGCUGUCCGUGCUGUGUGUGAGCGACUGCGAUUGCGAACAGCGAGUGGAUCGGCUCUCGGUGGUGCUCCUAGUCCCGUGAUCUCGGUCUCUCCACCCCUGCCGAGGAGCGUCGUCCAGCCCUGCCGAGGACUGGAGUUGGACUGCCGGGGCGGGACGGACACAGGUCACGGGGGUCAGAGCUCGCUGACCGUGGGCCUCAUGUUCCGGACCGCUUGGCCGUCUCCUCCGCCGCCCGGAGGGAGCGAUGGAGACGAUGACUGCUAAGCCGGGCGGGAUGGCUCUGAACGGUCUGUCGGAGGCGUCGCCACACGGUCGGCACCGGCUGUCCCCCGGCGCGGCGGCCCAGCACCAGACGCAGCACCAGGCCUGUCACCAGUCGCAGCACCAGGCCCGGCACCAGUCGCAGCACCACCAUCAGUAUCAGCCGGUGACGCUGGAAAUGUACCGACAACUGUCUGGCUCAGGCACCGGCAGGCAGGUGUCCCACUCGAGCAGCGCCGGCUCGCUGGACUCCGAGCCGCCGACGCCCGUGUUCCGCGCCUACCUGACGCCACCGCCGGACCAGUCGCCGUUCCCGUUCCCGGCGCGGCCGGAACGGACCGCCUCCGGCCCGGAGACGGAGAGCACUCCUCGGGCGCAGCCGGAGACACCGCCUACGGCACCCGGCCGGCGGCAGACCGAGGUCCUCAGCGAGAACCAGGAGACGCAGCCGAAGCAGGUGUACCAGGAGACGGUGCCCAAGCAGCCGCUGCGCUCGGAGAGCAGCGGACGGUUUUUGUAUCCCGACCCGGCGCCGCCGGGGUCACUGGCCUCCGAUCCUGAGCCGAGCCCGCCGAACGGCAGGCCCCGGUUCCCGUACCCGGGCUCCGAGCCGGCGUCAGCUGGGAGCGAGCCGCGGCACCCGUACCCCGGCUCCGAGUCCGGCCCGGUAGGCGGUGAGCCGCGCUUCCCCUACCCCGGCUCCGAGCCUCAGUACGUCGAGACUGAUCCCAAGUUCGUGUACCAGGAGACGGAGCCGAAGCGGGCGGCGCCGCGACCGCCGGGAUGCCGGCGAUAUUCGUCGGAGGCCAACUCGCCGCGGCCGCGGCCGCGCUGCUGGCUGAAGGAGGCCGGCAGGAGCCAGUCGGACGAGCCAGCCGGGCACCGUCUGUCCGAGGCCGCUGCCGCUGCCGCCGCGGCCGCCGGCGGCCCCCAGGUGGACGACUCCAGCCUGGACGCCGACGAGACCGGCCAACUGAGCGUCAACAGUGACAUGCGCGGCAUGCAGGCGCACGUGCAGAACUCGAAUCAUGUGCACGUGGGACCCAAAGUGUUCGACCAGCGUCAGAUUCACGUGGAUCGGGUGAACUCGCUCAAUGACCAUUCCGUUCACCACCAGUGCGUGCAGACCAAACAGGAGAACAUUGGCGCGAUACACGAAUACGUGCAACACAAAAAGGAAGUGCAUAAUACGACUGAGAACAUUCGAAUCGAUCGCAUUGAAAACAAAACCGAGCACAUACAAUGGAACAAUACAGAAAUACUGCAUAACACGGGCGGAGCGAUAUACGCGAAUCGCUUGAUCCUCAAUUGUGAUUGCAAACAGUCGAGUCCCACCUCUCCGUCACCGAGCCAGCGGCCCUUCCAAGAGGCCUACAAGUUCCUCAAGACGCGCUACAUCUCGUUCACGGCGCUCUCCUCGCCGCUGCCCUGGUACGACGGCAUGGUGCACGACAUCCGGAAAAGCUGCAUCGACUUCAGCAUGGUAUCCAUGGGCGGCAACUCGAGCACACAGUCCUACGGCAGCGUCGAGCAGCUCGUCAGAGACCAGCAGUUACAGCAGCAGUCAAAAGCACUGCGUAUCAUUGUGGAAGGCCACGCCGGCUACGGGAAGAGCACGCUCGCGGCGCGUGUGGCUUUCGACUGGGCCACGGGCGCCGAUUAUCUGAAGGAGUACAGCCACGCGUUUCUCAUCUACCUGCGUGAGCUGCGCGGACCGCUGGACGAGCACAUCCGCGAGCUGCACUACCCGCAGGAGCGACCGGACGGCGACGCGUUCCUCGAGUACAUCACGACCAAUCCGGAGCGCGUGCUCUUCAUCUUCGACGGCUACGACGAGCUGGCCGAAGAUCUCCGCAAAUCGAUCGACAGCAUCAUGUCCGGCAAUGCGUUCAUGCACAGCGGCGCCCUGCUGACGUCUCGGCCCAUGCCGAUGUCGUUCAAGAAGCACUGUCAGUAUGUGAGUCUGGUCGGUUUCGACGCCGCCAAACAGUCCGAGUUCGUGCGACUUGUGUACGGCGACCGGCCGCAGACGCGCAUCGAGCACUUCCUAAGUGAUCUGGAGCGCGACCGCAGCAAGGCCGAGCUGGCCCAGUGUCCCCUCAUGUGUCUGCUGCUCUGUGAGAUGUACCAGCGCGGCAAGGCGGGCGCCCACGCCACCAAGUCGCAGGUGUACCAGGAGCUGUUCCACUACCUGAUCGGCAAGGCGGUACACCGCCGCCAUCCGCAGCCGUUGGCGGAGGAGAGCACGCGACUGGCGGCCUCCUACCAGCAGGCACUGGCCGCCUUUGGCGCCUUCUGCCUCCAGUGCUUGGCCACCGACCAGCUGACGUUUCGCAAGAGCGACAUUCCUGCGGGCUGCGGCGGCGAUCUGCUGUUCGAGAUCGGCUUCAUCGUCAAGUGCCGCCACUUUUCGUCCAAGAUGUGCAGCGAGACGUUCUACGAGCCCAUCCACAAGACGUUUCUCGAGUUUCUGGCCGCCCAGUACCUGUGCAGCAUCAUCGGCGAAGAGGAGACGCUAAAGCGUGAGCUGCUGCGGCUGCGGCAGGGCACCAGCCCCACCUCUGUGCAGCUCAUCCUGCAGUAUUUGUGCGGCCUGCGCAAUGCGGACGCCUGGACCGUCAUGGACCAGCUGGAUCUGGACGGCACGUCGCGGUCGGACCGUGACCUUCUGUUCAGCCUGCUGCGCGAGGCGGGCGAGACAGAGCUGAAUGUGGCGGCCGUCUGCAGACGGCUGCCGCAGGACCGCGUCACCGUGUACGGCUCCCACAACCACCUGGCCAUGUGGGCGCUCUGCCUGUCCUCGCCGGCCAGCAAGGUAGGCAACGUCGAGUUCCUCUGGGACGUCGGCAGCGGCCGCGCCGGAGACGAAAUCGACGAGCUGGUGGCUGUGCAGCUGGGCUUUUGGUCGGCACUGCAGAGCUGCGCCAAUAUCACCGACCUGCGCGUCACCUUCAUCUACGGCGAGUCGUCCGAAGUGCCGGCUGCCUUCGUCGACGCCAUGUGCGAGUGUAUGAAGCACUGCGCGCGACUGACGCGGCUAGAGGAACUGCACGUGAAGGCCACCGCGCCCGACAGCGGUGCCGACGCACUGCUGCCCGUGGUCAGCUCGCUGUCGCAACACGUGCGCUCGUGCACCUCGCUAAAACAGCUCACCAUGGACAUGAACCUGUCGAGCGAGAUGACGAAGCAGCUGUGCACCGGCCUGGUGCACGUGCCGCGCCUGCAGACCCUGCGGAUCCUGCGGCUCUUCUGCAACGCCGGCGGAUACGACGCGCUGGCCAGCCUCAUCGGCGAGCACAUCGGCAUCAAAGAACUCGAAGUAUCGGUGGCGCUGGCGGACGGCCCGACAGACCUGAACACCACUUCCAUCACCCAGCUGAAGCGCAAUGCCAUGCAGCGCAUCAAGGAGAUGCCGCGCCAGCAGAGCAGCCCCGAGCUGGCGCACAAGCCGCUGUGCCGCGCGCCGCACCGCACCGGGCCCGACCAGGAGCUCGAGCACCUCAAAGACGCGCUCUCGGUCAACCUGAAGGACGAGAGACGCGUGCGGGUCGUCGAGGGCGUCUGGUGCCUGGUCGACCCGUCAGGCUCCCGCGGCCUGUACCCGCUGCCCAUGUGUGACUCGAUCAGCCACAAGGCCGGCCACCACAGACUGCUGAAGGCAGUGCGCUGCUGCGGCGCCCGCCUCGAGCGGCUCACCAUCAGCCAGCAGACGCCGAUGAGUCGGAUCGACUUCGCCUGCCUCGGCGAGGCCAUCCGCAAGUCCGAGUCUCUGACGCACCUGACGCUGGCUGAUGUCACCAAGGCCGCCAACCUGUUCCCCCUGAUCACGGCGCUGCCGACCACCAAGCGGCUGGAGAGCGUGGUGCUCAAGUCGAAACAGGUGCAGAUGAACGACUUCCUCUUCUUCGUGCUCUGUCGCUGCCUGGAGCGCAACAAGUCGCUGCAGGAGCUCAACAUCCAGCAGUGGAAGUUCACGCUAGAGUCGGCCUCCUCGAUGGACUAUCUCCGCUCGCUGAUGAAGAACACAUCUCUGAACGGGCUGGUGAUGGCCGAGUGUCGCGUCUCGCUCGGCUAUCGGCUGGACGAGUUUGCCACGUUUCCCAGCGCCAGACUGAGCAGCCUAAACCUGUCCGACUGCCUGAUCGAGACUGCUGGAGGCGGCGUGAGGCGUGCCGCCGGCCUGCUCCCGCUGCUGCACGGCCUCUCCGCGCUCAGCAAGCUCAACCUCAGCGACAAGGCGGCGCCGCCGCUCAACGAUGCCGGCGUCAAGGCCUUCUUCGCCGGCCUCUCCGGCUUCAAGACGCUGCAGGAGCUGUCCAUCCGCGGCUGGCGGUACGACGUCUCCAACCCGGACACCGUCUACAACGAGACCAAGACGGCGACUAAAAAAUGCGGCCGGCUCACCACCGUGCGCAUCGACAACUCGCACUUUUCGUCCCGCUCCACCGAGUGCGGCAAGCAGUGGCUGGUGCAGGCCCUGGCCACGGGAGUGCCGCACCUGCAGGAACUCAGUCUGGCGGGGCUGAGCGCCGGCGAACCGGUGGGUGGUGCGCUCACCGUCACGCAGCUCGACCAGCUGGCCAAGAUCAUCACCAAGGCCAAGUGGACAGGCGACGAGCUGCGGUUCAUCAUGGACCGACAGGCGAUGGAUACGUUUGUCGAACUGACGCGCGUCUCCUCUCGGAUCGAAGUCGCCACCGAAGGCCGCGCUGUCACGUUCAAACGCUCGCGCGUCGGACAGUGGUGGAUGCUCAGGAGUAAGUAGGCGGUGGUCGUGCAGGACGGCUAAAUUCCACCCCGCCACGACGUCUGGCAGGCAGCCGACUGAUUCAGUGCAAUGUGCAAUGUGGAGGUGUCAAGCGUUUGACACCCGACAGGUGCCGUGGAACGCGCAUUCAGUGCUCGAGGUGGGACGCUAUCCGCCCAACGCUCACCCCGCGGGAGAUUUAUACGACACCGGCUGCCGGCACGACCUGGAGCAUGUUCACCGAGCUACAGCCUCAGACCGGCGGCUCAACCGACGCAGAGAUCGUCAAUACUCGGCACGACAGCCUCGGAUGUCGCUCCAAACAACCGCCAUCCGUACCAUCCCACCCCGGUCUGUCGCCCCACCGGCUACAUUAGCGGCACGUGACUCCGCGUGACCCUACGCGUGACCUCGGUGACUGGUCACGAGACAUUGACCUGUGAGAUCAGACACGUGUCAUCAACCGGCGAGGAAGCAUCCGGUUCGCGCCAUGAGCGCUCGUCACUGCGGCACUCAGAGUCCCGUGCCUGUUUGAAGUAGUGGUGGACGGGCCUAACGCUCCAAACGGUUUGUUGUCGCGCGCUGUUGUUUGUUGUGAUGUUUUCGACGAGUGUCGGUUCUGUGACCCGGGCCGGAGAUUCUGUGUUGGUGCUCACGGCACUCCGUGGCGAGGUGUUACUGUAUGUAUUGUAUCCGAUAUUGUUUGUCAGGCGCCGCGACACACUCGCUGCCGCGCUCGGUUACGAGAUUAUUCGUGUGGCGUGACCUGUUGAGGCGACUUACGAUGGGCUGUGUGCAGUGGGUUCAGGGUGUGUCUCGGCGGAGGCUGGGCGAUGACCGGUGAGGUGUUCUGACCCGCCCGGGAGAGUGUCAAGCCGCCGGAAACAGGCAGCGAGUAUCACCGACGUACGGGAGAUCAAGAAAGGUCGUUCCAGUACAAGCAACUACUAUGUGAGGGACGCUGCAUUGAUGUGCGACGAUUGUGUUGGUGUGUACGCAUCAGGUCCCGAAUGUGUUUUGUGUGUGUGUGCUUAGAAAGGUGCCAAUUGUUUACGUGUCACGCGUCAUGAAGUCGCAUCCGAUUCGCAUGUUCUGUGUUACGAAUGGUCAAUGUUUAUCAUCAGACAUACAUGUAAGAUAUAAAAAGGUGGAUGUUAUUAAAGACGCCAAUAUAUGCGUUGUCAAUGAUGCAUUCAAC